AGUUUCUGCGCCAAUAAUUGAAGAACGCGCCACUGUAAGCUCACCAGGGGGGUCCAAUCAUCCACAAAGCUUCAUUCCGACACCCUCCCCACGCACGCAGUGUUCGUUAUCCCUGCGUGGCUCCAGAGUCCCAGUGGAAAAUGCGCUCCGCGGCGCACAAUAGUUCGACUUUUACGCGCGCCUUUGGAAAGCGCGGGGGCGCGGUGACAACGAGGAGCUGAUUUACAUGAAGAGGCUGCGGAUAAAGCAAACAUAAAUAAUAGAGGGAAACUUGGGUUGAGGUUGUGUCCACGUCCACUCAGACGAAAACAAUCCAAGAUAAAGGUUUCCACUGCGUUUUUACGCGUUUUGGAACCAUUUAAAUUUCCAGUAUUAAGAUUCAAGGUAAGAAUUUCUUGAAUUGCGCCCAUUCAAACUUUUUACUUGUAAAUUUAGCACAUUUUCACGCUUAAAUUGUGCGUGAAUGAAACUGCACCAAAGUUACAACAGAGUUUCCAAAUGUUUACUUUUUUUAUUUAUUUAUUUUAGGAGCGCACCCUUUCUGGAAUCAGAAAGUUCCUGUUGGAAGCGCGCCGCUCCGUGGAGCGCACCUCUCUGCUGUGACUGAUGGAGAAAAAAAACUGCUGUUUGUUUAGUGCUUGAAGUGGCACGCGUCUGGCGCGCGCAGCUGCACCGGCGCAGGAGCCCAAGGUGUAUCCACGCGACCAGUGGGCGUGGCCUCCCCCUCAGCCAAACGCAUUGAAAAGCAGUGGCGUCUUUCUUCAAGGAGUCAUUUCAGCUUUGAGAAGCGCGCCACGCAGCAGCCCCGCGGAGCGGCCACACCACGUGAACGGCACGAGCGGGACGCACCGCCAGGAGACGCUUCCCUCCUUUAUGUUUCUGUCAACUUUUUGGUUUUUUUGAUUUUCUUUUUUUUCCUCGCUGGGAUGGACCUCACAGCCAAAAUGGAAAUUAGUCACCAGCAGCUGAUUCCGCCCGCGUGCUUCUUCUCCGCUGCGGCUGCGCAGAGCAUCCACCUGAGCCCCGGCGGGAGCAGCAGCAGCAGCAGCAGCAGCGGGAAGUCUGCAUCCAAGCAGCCUAAGAGGCAGCGCUCCUCCUCCCCGGAGCUGCUGCGCUGCAAGCGCAGGCUGAACUUCGCGGGCUUCGGCUACUCGCUCCCGCAGCAGCAGCCGCACGCGGUGGCGCGCAGGAACGAGCGCGAGCGCAACCGGGUCAAGCUGGUCAACAACGGCUUCGCCACCCUGCGGGAGCACGUGCCCAACGGCGCCGCCAACAAGAAGAUGAGCAAAGUGGAGACGCUGCGCUCCGCCGUGGAGUACAUCCGCGCGCUGCAGCAGCUGCUGGACGAGCACGACGCCGUGAGCGCCGCCUUCCAGGCCGGCGUGCUGUCGCCCACCAUGUCGCAGGGAUACGCGGCGGACAUGAACUCCAUGACGGGCUCCCCCGUGUCCUCCUACUCCUCUGAUGAAGGCUCCUACGACCCGCUGAGCCCGGAGGAGCAGGAGCUUCUGGACUUCACCAACUGGUUUUGAGCUUCUUCAGAAUCCACAUUCUGGACUUUACGCGCGCGCGUUUUGGUCCUCUCAUGAAGGUCCUGAAAACUUUUUUGUGGAAAUCAGACCAGCGCCAAAGGACUAAAGAGACUUGGGUCUGUCCACAGGAAAACCACAAACUCCAAAACACUAUUUAAAGCUCUUCAUCUAUGCCAAUCAUCAUCAUCAGUUCAGAAAAAUGCUUCCAAGUCGCCGAUUUAUUCUAUUAAAUUCUAUAUUAAACGCUUUUUUGGGAAAUAUAUUAAAAUAUUUUUGUAUGUAAGAGAUUUAUAGAUGUUUUUGUACACAUCCUUUUGUAUAUAUUUUGUCUAUAUAUUGCGGAGUUGCUUCUAUGACCUCUUUGCCUCUAUAUGUAGACGCUGUAGUCUAUUAUUCUGGGACUCUUCUGUUCACGAGGUUUCCAGGAGUCUGAGACUCCCGGAGGUUUGAUUAUCCAGCACCAACGUGUCUUAUUUAAAGGAGAAAAAAAUGUUGCGUCAUGUCGUGUCACGAUGAUCAAAAAAACUUAUGCAGCUGUUGUCCAAACGGAGAAGCAUCGAACCUUUACGCCGUCAGAUGUCCUCCUCCUCCCAUGAUGGAAACGAGAAGUCUUAUAUUCAGAUGUUCUACACUGUAGUCCAAGAAUAAAACCACAUGCUACUGAGAUCUUUGCGCGUGUCUGUGUGUGUGUUGAUGGGGGGUGGGGUGGGUCAUCCAAUUACAUUGUUAAAAAAACAAAAAUAAUAAAAAAA
Molecule: messenger RNA, 2284 nt
Organism: Oryzias melastigma (Indian medaka)
Lineage: Eukaryota; Metazoa; Chordata; Actinopteri; Beloniformes; Adrianichthyidae
Gene: ascl1a
Product: achaete-scute family bHLH transcription factor 1a
Exons: 2
Coding region: 927-1532 (201 amino acids)
Biological process (GO): regulation of transcription by RNA polymerase II; developmental process
Molecular function (GO): DNA-binding transcription factor activity, RNA polymerase II-specific; protein dimerization activity; RNA polymerase II transcription regulatory region sequence-specific DNA binding
Source: RefSeq, a predicted model, not a curated record